CGUAGUUAGAUUUAGGCAUGUAGAGUAAAGAUUGGUUAGGGUUAGUGUAAGAGUCAUAGGGUAAGCCAAUCAGAGAUAGAAUGAGGCAGAAGAGGGCGGGCCACAAGGCACGUCCUGCGAGGAUGACACGUCUAGCGGAUCCGAUCUAGCAUCUAAGGCUCACUGCUGGCCUACUUUAGGAACUGCUUCCGGCCUCAACCUUCCUCUUUUCCUCUGCAUCGGGACGCAGCCAUGGUGAACGUCCCGAAGACCCGCAGGACCUACUGCAAAAAGUGCAAGAAGCACCAGCCUCACAAAGUUACCCAGUACAAGAAGGGAAAGGACUCCCUCUAUGCACAGGGUAAGAGGAGAUACGACAGAAAGCAGAGCGGUUAUGGUGGUCAGACAAAGCCAAUUUUCAGAAAAAAGGCUAAGACCACAAAGAAGAUUGUGCUGAGGCUGGAGUGUGUAGAGCCCAACUGCAGAUCUAAGAGAAUGCUGGCCAUCAAGAGAUGCAAGCACUUCGAGUUGGGUGGUGACAAGAAGAGAAAGGGCCAGGUCAUCCAGUUCUAAAUUGUGGGCUAGUCUUCUGGAGGAGUUGUCACAGUUUUCAAUAAAUGUAUUAAAACAUACUUUGGCCC
Etheostoma cragini (Arkansas darter) is the source of this 620-nucleotide messenger RNA. RefSeq names its product ribosomal protein L36A (gene rpl36a). Bases 232 to 552 code for a protein of 106 amino acids. Gene Ontology annotation, cellular component: ribosome; cytosolic large ribosomal subunit. NCBI's taxonomy places the organism in Eukaryota, Metazoa, Chordata, Actinopteri, Perciformes, Percidae. Gene Ontology annotation, biological process: translation. The transcript has 5 exons. The record is from RefSeq and is a predicted model, not a curated record. Gene Ontology annotation, molecular function: structural constituent of ribosome.